Messenger RNA from Python bivittatus (Burmese python), 2521 nucleotides. It is a transcript of the gene HOXA11, whose product is annotated as homeobox A11. Gene Ontology annotation, cellular component: nucleus. The record is from RefSeq and is a predicted model, not a curated record. Gene Ontology annotation, biological process: regulation of transcription by RNA polymerase II; anatomical structure development. Lineage: Eukaryota; Metazoa; Chordata; Lepidosauria; Squamata; Pythonidae. Gene Ontology annotation, molecular function: DNA-binding transcription factor activity, RNA polymerase II-specific; RNA polymerase II cis-regulatory region sequence-specific DNA binding.
AUGGAUUUGGACGAGCGAGUUCCCUGCUCCUCGAAUAUGUAUUUGCCCAGUUGUACUUACUACGUUUCCGGUCCUGACUUCUCGGGCCUCCCUUCCUUCCUGCCCCAGAGCCCGUCUUCUCGCCCCGUGCCCUACUCCUACCCGUCCAACCUGUCCCAGGUCCCGCCGGUGCGAGAAGUGACCUUCCGGGACUAUGCCCUGGAGCCGGCCAGUAAGUGGCACCCCCGCAACAGCCUCCCCCACUGCUACUCCGCCGACGAGCUCAGGCACCGCGACUGCCUCCCGCCCGCCGCCGUGGCCGCCGCCGCCAGCCGGGGCGAGAUGUUCGGGAAGACCGCGGCCGGCGGCGCCUACCACCACCCGGCCGCCUCCGCCACCGCCGCCGCCGCCGCGGCCUCGUCCAGUUUCUAUAGCACGGUGGGCAGGAACGGGGUGCUGCCCCAGGCUUUCGACCAGUUUUUCGAGACCGCCUAUGGCCCGGCCGAGAACCACGCGGACUACGCGGGCGACAAGGGCGCCACCGGGGAGAAAAUGCCGCCCGGAGGAGCCCCCGCCGCCUCGGGGGCAGCUGCAGCCGCGGUGUCGAGUUCGGAGACGGCCUGCGACCGGGAGGCGGCGGCGGCGGCCGAGAAGGAGAGGCGGAGAAGGGCCGAGAGCAGCAGCAGCCCCGCUUCGUCUUCCGGCAACAACGAAGAGAAAUCCAACAGCUCCAGUGGACAACGCACCCGUAAAAAGAGAUGUCCAUACACCAAAUACCAGAUUAGAGAAUUAGAAAGGGAAUUCUUCUUCAGUGUUUAUAUAAACAAAGAGAAACGCCUUCAGCUCUCACGAAUGCUCAACUUGACCGACCGUCAAGUAAAAAUAUGGUUCCAAAACAGAAGAAUGAAAGAGAAAAAAAUUAAUAGGGACCGAUUGCAGUAUUACUCAGCUAAUCCACUACUUUAAGCCUGAAACUUGUAGUGUUUUUCAAUAUGAGAUUAAAUUCAGAUCUCACCCUUGACAAGGUCAAGCCACAGGGUUACUAAUAAGGAGGAGGUGUGCAGAGGGUACUAGGACUCUGAAAAACUAAGAGGUUUUUCUGCCCUACCUCCAACAUUGACCAAGUGUUUUUGUUGUUGCUGUUUUCUUUUCAACUGCUUUUAUACAUAUUUAAGCAUCAAGUGGAAUCCAUUUAACUCUUGGAUCCACCUUUUCAAAAAUCCAUUGUAUCUCUACAACUACAGUCCCUACAACUUCUUCCAACUGGGGUGAGCACAUGUGAAAAGCUGAGAGCGAAUUCCUGGCUUCGUAUUAUGGUUGUGGAUUGAAAACUAUGUUACCUUGGCUUUAUUGUGGAAAAUCAAUGGGAAGACUCCUCAGGGCAUCAUAUAUGCUGGAGGACAACUUCAAAAGGAAACCUUCCAAACGCUUGCCGUCUUACUCGGGCAAUCCCUGGUCCAUCUAUCUGUCCCCCUGAAUGACAAAUUAAUAUUUCUCCCCACAAUUACACACACACCGACAGAGACGAUUCCUUUUGAAAGGACUUCAGGUAAUAAUUUGCCAUAUAUGGUAAGGAAACAAUCACUGAGAAGACAAACACGGGUAGCGUGUGAAAUAACUCUCAUUUUAAUUAAUAACAAUACUGGAGACAAAUCAUUAUGCCCAUAUUUAAAUACUAAAAGGAAAACUUAUUUAAACCUGUGUGGGAGGAGAAGAGAUGAAAGACUAAUAUAAUAGUUCCAAAAUAAGAAAACAAGUUAAAGUGAGACAGAAGUUUCUGGCUUCUGUCUCAGGAACUUUCUCCAGGAAAUGUAUCUGAAAAAGUGCAGUGGCAAAGAUCAGACCACAUUUAAUUGAACUUUAGAUGUGUGCAAUGCCCUGAAAUCAAAGAAUGAAAACCACUAGUAUUUCAUAAGAAGGCCCAGAAGAAGGCAAAGUUUGUAAAUACAGGGAAUUUGUUGCCAUAUCUUGUUGCUCACAUUUAGCCUCAUAUGUCCUACUUAGCUGCUUAGGCGGCAGAGUAAAAAAAAAAAAAAAAGUUCCUUGCAAUGUGUGCAUGUGUAUUUAUGCACAUACUUAAACACACAUGCAUAUAUAUUUCUUUGAAGGAACCAAAGAGCGUGUGAGAGGGAAAGAGACAUGGUUUUAAGGGAAAAAAAGCUAUUUAAAAUUCUGUAUCAGUUUACAAAGGAUAUGUAUUUUAUUGUAAAGGUCACUUGCUGUUGAGAAUACCUGAAUGUAUGUUUCAUACGAGGAUGGUGUUUUACAAGACUUGUACAAUUUAAAAUGGUUUUUGUUGCCAUUUUUCUAGUAUUUUAAGUGUUGUUUCACUUGGAAGGUGUCAGAUUUUUCUUUUCUUGUUUAACGUGUAUAUUGUUACCGAGGCUGUUUUUACGCUGCUUCUAGAAUGGAUGAAAUUUCUUUCAUGGCUGAUGAAUUGCAAUACGUUUAGAUUCUAUCACUGGGGGGGAAAACGUGUAUUGUGCUAUAUGUAUAUACCGUUUUCUUUGAAUAUGGGAAAGCUCUUUCUUGCAUGAGUACA